CCUCUUCCCUGCUCGCCGGCGCCUGGCGCUCAGGAAAUCGCGUCAGCAUCUGCCCUCCUUGUUGGGGCGGCGUGAAAAAGUCAGCCUGCCCGCUAGUUUGCUAGCAAGGUCUCGCUGUGCUGUAGCUGGCGUCGGAGCCGCGUUGAUGAAGGGCGAGCGUCUGCCCGCGCCGCGUCCGCUUGUUUUCCCCAAAGGGUCGGAGAUCGGAAGGUCAAGGGAUAGAGGAUCCGGCGCAUCGGGAGUUUUUGGAGAGGUUUCGGCUAGAUAUUUCGAAAGGACAUCUUUAAAGCGUUUCCCGAAGUUGAUCCUCCACUGGUAUCGUCGCUGGAAAAAAGAAAUAUUUUGUAAAAAUUGAAGCUUCAGCAAUUUGCAUUCCAGCCUCGUGUUCAUAUAAUUGGAAAUAAAUCUAAUUAAUUCAGUGACAUUUACUCCCAGCUCAUGAGCCUGAAUUUAUAUUGUAGAUCAUGGAUGAUACCGCAUUGUCACUUGGAACAAUAGAUGUUUCCUAUUUGUCAUCUUCAGCAGAAUGCACUGUCACAAGAUGUAAACAUUCCAGUGAAGAAUGGGGAGAAUGCAAUUCUAGGCCUACUGUUUUCCGAUCAGCCACUUUAAAAUGGAAAGAGACUCUUCUGGGCAGGAAUAGGCCAUUUGUGGGACGCUGUUGUUACGUAUGCACACCUCAGAGCUGGGACAAGCUUUUUAAUACUAGUAUCCCUUCUUUGGGUCUGCGAAAUGUCAUCUAUAUUAAUGAGACACAUACACGGUAUAGAGGUUGGCUUGCUCGGCGGUUUUGUUAUACUCUUUUUGUGCAAGAGCGGGAUGUUCAAAAGAGCAUGUUUGCAAAUAAUGUGAUGGAAAAUGUACUGAAUAAUAACCGAGUGCAGAAUGCUAUUAUACAGGAGGCUUCAGAAUUAGCUGUAAAUGGUGCUGAUCAGCUGGAAUCUAGAAAUAUUAACAGAAUCAAGAAGAAAGCUAGAAGGAUCCUUCAAGAAAUGGUAGCAAAUGUCUCUCCUUCUCUGAUUAGGUUAACAGGUUGGGUUUUAUUGAAAUUAUUUAAUAGCUUUUUUUGGAAUAUCCAGAUUCAUAAAGGCCAACUAGAGAUGGUGAAAGCAGCAACUGAGCUAAAUUUGCCUCUUGUCUUCUUACCUGUUCACAAAUCUCACAUUGACUACCUACUUCUCACAUUCAUUCUUUUCUGCCACAAUAUCAAGGCACCCUACAUUGCAGCCGGAAAUAAUCUGAAUAUUCCUUUUUUCAGCACCUUAAUCCACAAACUUGGAGGUUUUUUUAUUAGAAGAAAAUUAGAUGAGAGACCUGAUGGCCGAAAAGAUAUUUUGUACAGAAUGUUACUGCAUGUGCAUAUUGAAGAGUUGCUUCGACAGCAGCAAUUCUUAGAGAUAUUUCUGGAGGGGACACGGUCCAGGAGUGGCAAAGUAGCCCAUGCAAGGGCAGGUCUUUUAUCAGUGGUGGUAGAUGCUCUGUGUUCAAAUGCUGCUCCUGACGUACUAAUUAUACCUGUGGGAAUCUCCUACGACAGAAUAAUUGAAGGUCACUAUGCUGGUGAGCAGCUGGGAAAGCCCAAGAAGAAUGAAAGCCUAUGGAGUGUAGCCCGAGGGGUCUUUCGAAUGUUACGAAAGAAUUAUGGAUGUGUUAGAGUAGAUUUUGCUCAGCCAUUUUCUUUAAAAGAAUAUUUAGAUUGCCAAAAUCAAAAACCUUUGCCUGUUCCUCUUUCUUUGGAGCAUACUCUGUUACCAGCUGUACUGUCUUCAAGGCCUAACUACAUAGUGGGAGAAAGUUCAGAAACUGCCCUUCCUGAUUCCAAGGAUUUAUCUUGUGAACCACUGAGAAGACAAUUAAUAGCUAACUUGGCAGAGCACGUAAUGUUCACUGCCAACAAAUCAUGUACUGUGAUGUCAACACACAUUGUUGCCUGUUUGCUGCUCUACCGACACAGACAGGGAAUUGAUCUUUCUAAACUGGUGGAAGAUUUCUUUUCGAUGAAGGAGGAGGUCUUGGCUCGGGACUAUGACUUGGGAUUUUCAGGGAAUUCUGAAGAUGUUGUCAUGCACGCUAUCCAUUUGUUGGGAAACUGCAUAACCAUCACAAACACCAGUCGGAAUAAUGAGUUCUUCAUCACUCCCAGCACAACUGUUCCUGCUGUCUUUGAACUCAGCUUUUAUAGCAAUGGGAUACUGCAUGUCUUCUUCAAAGAGGCUGUCAUCGCAUGUAGUCUUCAUGCUUUACUGAACAAAAGGCAUAGAAAUGGUAUCAGUGGGAUUCUACCCAAUGUGGUUAGUCAAGAACAACUGGUCCGAAAAGCUGCCAGCCUCUGUUAUUUGCUGUGUUAUGAAGGAACUGUUUCAUUGCCCUGUCAGCUGUUAGGUCAAGUGUGCCAUGAAGCAAUUGAACAGUUCAUACAAUAUGGAGUUCUUUUAGUAGCAGAGCAGGAAGAACAGGAAGAUAUUAGUUCUCGGCUUACGGAGCAAAACUGGGAAAAGAGUAUUCCGGAGCCAUUGUCUUGGAAAAGUGAUGAGGAGGAUGAAGACAGUGAUUUUGGUGAAGAACAACGAGAUUGCUACUUGAAGGUGAGUCAGUCACAGGAACACCAGCAAUAUAUCUCCUUCCUGCAGAAGCUUCUAGGGCCAUUACUGGAGGCAUAUAGUUCAGCCGCCAUCUUCAUCCAUAAUUUCAGUGGACCUGUCAGGGAAACAGACUGUCUUCAAAAAUUACACAAAUACUUAGUAUCAAGAACAGAAAAGAAUGUUGCAGUUUAUGCUGAAAGUGCCACCUAUUGUCUUGCAAAAAAUGCAGUUAAAGUGUUUAAAGACAUGGGGGUAUUUAAGGAGACAAAACAGAAGAGAGAGAACAUUUUGGAACUAAGCAGUACUUUUCUACCUCAUUGUAAUCGGCAAAAACUACUGGAAUUUAUUCUGAGUUUUAUUGUACUUUAGAAUAUCUCCCAACUUCUCCUAGUAGACUUGGACAAUGCAAUGCAACGCUUCAGGAUUUGGUUCUGCUUCCACUGUAUCAGUAGUGCCAUUUUUGGCAAGGCCUUAUCUGACCCAAGCCAUAAGAAGACAAGUGCCUUCUUACAUAUGCACAUAUGGGACUACAAUAUUUAGAAUUCAAACACAUUGCUAGUAUCCAACAUAUUUAGUGAAUGUUUGCACAAACCCCUGAGUUUUUCCAUAAAUUUGUAUCAAGUAUUACGGUUUUACAUUGCAAAAUACUACUUGUACUUCAAAACUAAUGACUGACAAAUGCACCUAUCUGCCAGAUUUGAACUGCAUAAAAUAUUUUGAUUACUAUGUGAACUUUACAAAAGCUCUGUCAGUAUAACUACUUCAUUGUAUUCAGUACUGUAAAUGAAUGGUUUUUAGGAAAAUUGAAUGGGGGAAGGUGUCAGAAAGGACAUAUAAUAUUUUAUUCUACUAAUAUAAUGGUAACAUAGUAAACAAUAAUAGCAAAGUAGUCACCAGGAUCUAAUUAAAAUUAGUUGAACAGAAAACAGCCUGCACAAAGUGUGAUCCAAGUAACAAAAUGAGUAUAAAAUGUAUCAAUCUUUCUAACAUAAGAAUUCAAAAUUUAUUAAAUUGGUGCACUAAAGAAAUAGAUGACACGAAUUUAUCCCCCAAAGUUCUAAAAGCUUUUCCUGAUGAGCAUUUAAAUUUUAGUCCUCAUGUUUUCCUCGCAAGCACUUGGAACUCAGAUGUAAGUUUGGCUUAAGCUAUGCCAGUGGUGCUUUUGCAAAAGCAGCUGGACUUCUGAAGAAUUGAAGAAGCUUCUUGAAUGAAGAGCAAAAUGUUUUCAAGGAAAAACUAGGAAAAUCCAGUUGCCUUUUGGAAAAGCCCCUUUUGGGACAACCAUGACCUGGAUGAUUGAGAAUCUCCAUAGAUAUCUGGCUUAAAUUGAUGAAAUAACCUAAUAAAUACAUUAUCUCAUUCUAAUCUUGAUUGAUUUUGAAUGGAAGAUGUUUUGCUAUCAUAAAGUUUUACAAGCUAUAUUGCUGAAACAUGAGUGAUUUGAACUAUGAGAUUAUGAUGAUAACAUAAAUUGCAAGCAAUGUAUUAUUGGUAAUCUUAUAGAAGGCAAUAACUUCCAAGCUGCAUUACAAAAUGAGCUCUACAGACUCAUACACAGUAUAUCAGGAAAAGCAAUAAUGACAUUUAUUUUUAAGAGAGAUACCUUGUUGCCUUAGCCCUUGAAGAAACUUUGUCACUGAAGUAUUAAUAGUAUUUCUCAAAUUCAUUUUUUCAUUUCUUAUGUGGAGUUGAGAAAUAGUUUGAUUAUGAAAAUCCAUGUUUCCUUCCUUUUUAAAAAAAAUAAAUGCCUGAGUACUCCUCCACAUUUAUGAAGCUUGGAUUUUCUAUAAAUGUAUUUAUUAAUUAAAACAUUAGGAUGUUUUUCGGUAUUAUCCUGCAGUUCUGAAUGAUGGGAACAACUAUGCAAAUUUGUCAUCAUAAAACAGGUGCUUUAAAACAUAUUAAGAUAAAUAUUUGAACCAAAGUUGCAUCUGAUCAAUAACAGCAAUAGUCAGAAACCCUGACUUAAUUUGUUGCUUUUAUGGCAGGAUAGCAACUGAAAUAAAAUUCACUUGUUCUAUUAGUCAUAACUAUAUGGGGCAAUUAUUUUCUUGUUGCUUGUUUGAACUAUUCAUGAAACCUGAAUGUAUUUUGAAUAGCAAUUUUUAAAGACUGAUUCCAAUUUAGGUCAGAUAACAGGUGCUUGUAAAUAAAUAAUUUCCUGUAGUUUCACUGUAGUUCAGUAAACAUCCAUUGUAUUAGUAGAAUUAAGAUUAUGUAUUAAUAGAUCCAAGCAAUAUAUUAUAAAUGACAUUUUGCUCAUUUUAAUUAAAAUGUGUCUAAUUUAAAGAAAUGAGGGGCUAGGAAUUAGUUUGGACAAUAGAAACUAAUUGCUAGUUAUCAUUUCAUGGGGGUAACUUAUUAACAUUAUUAAAAUGUUUAGCUAAUAGCAGUGUUCAUUUGAAUUGAAGAGAUAUGCAAUGUAUUGUAACUACUGAAUAUGAAAAUAGGGUUUAAGUGUUAUAAACAGAGACUUUGCUUGUACAGAAACGUCAAUCUGAAUGUUGUUCACUGGCAGAAGUCUGUGGCAUGGAUGUAGCAUGCACCUAGCAAUACACCUAGCUUGGCAUUUCCAUGAAGGUAAAAUACAGAUCUUUACUGGAAAGCUGCUAAAUAGAAUGCUUCUUUUGUAGGAUAUUAUUUUCAAAUCUCAUGUUCAUCUUCUAAGGCAGAAUCUACAUUUUUCAAUCCUAAAAUAAUGUAUGGUUCCUAAUUCUGCUUGUAGAACAUCCAAAAUAGAUACUGAAAUGUAUUAUGUUGACAACUUACUGAAAAUAAUAUAAAUAAUAUGGUGAUCUGAAGGACAACAUUCUAUGUAUAUUUGUUUGUUGUGUAGAAUGAAUAAAAUUACUUUUCAGAUCUCCAGUGAUU
Pseudonaja textilis is the source of this 5453-nucleotide messenger RNA. RefSeq names its product glycerol-3-phosphate acyltransferase, mitochondrial (gene GPAM). Gene Ontology annotation, cellular component: mitochondrial membrane; plasma membrane. Gene Ontology annotation, molecular function: glycerol-3-phosphate O-acyltransferase activity. The record is from RefSeq and is a predicted model, not a curated record. Gene Ontology annotation, biological process: phospholipid biosynthetic process; fatty acid metabolic process; triglyceride biosynthetic process. NCBI's taxonomy places the organism in Eukaryota, Metazoa, Chordata, Lepidosauria, Squamata, Elapidae.